Mustela erminea (ermine) is the source of this 3280-nucleotide messenger RNA. It is a transcript of the gene ZNF287, whose product is annotated as zinc finger protein 287. The transcript has 6 exons. Gene Ontology annotation, biological process: regulation of DNA-templated transcription. NCBI's taxonomy places the organism in Eukaryota, Metazoa, Chordata, Mammalia, Carnivora, Mustelidae. Gene Ontology annotation, cellular component: nucleus. The record is from RefSeq and is a predicted model, not a curated record. Bases 470 to 2755 code for a protein of 761 amino acids.
CCCUUGCGCACAUGCGCAGUGGGGCUGAGGCGAGGUCGCGGUGGAGCUGAGGCGGGGUUCGUGCAGGGCCAGGCUCCUCAGGACCCGGCUGGAAGGUGCGGCUCCUGACCGAGACACGUCGUGCUUUCCCGGUUAGGGAAGUGGCGGAGCCAGAGACCCCUCUGCAGCGCGGGGCUGAGCUCGCCACGCAGGCGCCCGCUCCCCCGCCGCCAUUGUUGCCCCGGGCCUCUCCGGCCGCUCGGGCUGCGCGUCCGCCCGGCCCCCGCGACAGGGUCUCUUAACCAUCCCUGCAAAUUCUGGGCUCAGAAUUUGUAACUAAGGCUGCUAACUCUACCCUGACCCUGUUCUGCCCUUGGCUGCAGCAGCCCUUGAUAUAAUGUCUUUGUGGUUCUAGCAUGAGACUUCAAGCAUUUGGCUCACUACUGGAGAUAUAAAGAAUAUUGCCAGAUUGACUCUCCCACCUGUAGCGAUGUUGGCCUCGUGCAAGAGGAUGACCAGUUCUUCACGCGCCCAAGUCCUUCUCAUGUGGAAGCCAGACAAGGCUCAGAAUGGACCCCACAACAUUGCAAAGGAAACCCUUGCUUCAAGAAUCUUGCGUGACACUGAGACCUGUCGACAGAAUUUUAGGAAUUUUCCAUAUCCAGACCUAGCUGGUCCUCGAAAGGCAUUGAAUCAGCUCCGAGAGCUCUGCCUUAAAUGGCUGAGACCUGAGAUUCACUCAAAGGAACAAAUCUUGGAGCUGCUGGUGCUGGAGCAGUUCCUGACCAUCUUGCCUGGGGAGGUUAGGACUUGGGUGAAGUCCCAGUAUCCAGAGAGCAGUGAGGAAGUGGUGACGCUGGUAGAGGAUUUGACUCAGAUUCUAGAAGAGGAAGCUGUUCCUCAGAACUCUGCCCUUCCCCAAGAGACCCCAGAGGAAGACUCCAAAGGAAGACCUGCUUUCCAGGCAGGGUGGUUAAAUGACUUGGUGACCAAAGAAUCAAUGACAUUCAAAGAUGUGGCUGUGGAUAUCACCCAGGAGGACUGGGAGAUAAUGCGUCCCGUACAGAAGGAAUUGUACAAGACUGUAACAUUACAGAACUACUGGAACAUGGUUUCUCUGGGACUUACGGUGUACCGACCAACUGUGAUUCCCUUACUGGAAGAACCAUGGAUGGUGAUAAAAGAGAUCUUAGAAGGCCCUAGUCCAGAAUGGAAAACAGAAGCCCAAGAGUGUACUCCAGUUACAAAUACUUCUACACUCGUAAAGACUGGAACUCAGACUGUCAAAUUGGAAGAACCAUAUGACUACGAUGAGAGACUUGAGAGGCACGCAUCAGAUACCUAUAGGAGAAUUCCCAUGAAUGAAAGAAAUUUUACUUUGAAGUCAGUCCUCUCAAAAGAAGAUGACCCUAUGGAAGAGUGUCUCAGUAAAUAUGAUAUCUAUCGAAAUACUUUUGAAAAGCAUUCAAACCUAAUUAUUCAGUUUGGUACCCAGUCAGAUAAUAAAACUAUAUAUGAUGAAGGCAGGGCAACCUUCAAUCAUGUUUCAUAUGGUAUUGUACACAGAAAGAUAUAUCCUGGAGAGAAGCCUUAUAAAUGUAAUGUGUGUGGGAAAAAGUUUAGGAAAAACCCAUCCUUUGUGAAACACCAAAGCACCCAUACCAAAGAAAAAUCUCAUGAAUGUGAAGAAUGUGGGAAAGAGUUUAGGCACAUCUCGUCCCUUAUUGCACAUCAGAGAAUGCAUACUGGAGAAAAACCAUACGAAUGCCACCAGUGUGGUAAAGCCUUCAGCCAGCGUGCCCACCUUACUAUACACCAGAGAAUUCACACUGGAGAGAAACCCUAUAAGUGUGAUGACUGUGGCAAAGACUUCAGUCAGCGCGCACACCUCACUAUACAUCAAAGGACACAUACUGGAGAGAAACCAUAUCGAUGCUUGGAAUGUGGUAAAACUUUCAGCCACAGUUCAUCGCUGAUUAAUCACCAGAGAGUUCAUACUGGUGAGAAACCUUACAUAUGCAACGAAUGUGGGAAGACUUUCAGUCAGAGUACACACCUUCUUCAACAUCAAAAAAUACAUACUGGAAAGAAACCAUAUAAAUGCAAUGAGUGUUGGAAAGUGUUUAGUCAAAGUACUUACCUCAUUCGACAUCAGAGAAUUCAUUCCGGAGAGAAGUGUUACAAAUGUAACGAAUGUGGAAAAGCCUUUGCUCAUUCCUCAACUCUUAUUCAACAUCAGACCACUCACACGGGAGAGAAAUCCUAUAUAUGUAAAAUAUGUGGAAAAGCCUUCAGCCAGAGCGCAAACCUUACUCAACACCACAGGACUCAUACCGGGGAGAAACCGUACAAAUGCAGUGUGUGUGGGAAAGCGUUCAGCCAGAGCGUCCACCUUACUCAGCAUCAAAGGAUCCACAAUGGAGAGAAACCCUUCAAAUGCAAUAUAUGCGGGAAAGCAUACAGGCAGGGUGCCAAUCUCACUCAGCAUCAAAGGAUUCACACCGGAGAGAAGCCGUAUAAGUGUAAUGAAUGUGGGAAAGCCUUUAUUUACUCCUCCUCACUUAAUCAACAUCAGAGAACUCAUACUGGAGAAAGGCCCUAUAAAUGCAAUGAAUGUGAUAAGGAUUUUAGCCAGAGAACAUGCCUUAUUCAACACCAGAGAAUUCACACAGGAGAGAAGCCCUAUGCAUGCCGUAUAUGUGGUAAAACCUUCACACAGAGUACAAAUCUCAUUCAGCACCAGCGUGUGCAUACAGGUGCCAAACACCAUAAUUAAUGGAUACAGGAGACUUCAAUUAGGUCUUACAGUUCAUUCAAAUUUUAUUUUGUACUUUGUUAAAACAUUAUUCAAAAGAAACCCAAAAGAAGUGCAAUAUGUGUUAGGUGUGGCUCAGCAGAAGUAUCAGAAUUAGUAAUGUGGAUAUAAGCUAUUUAAAUUGAAUGUGAAAUUUAAAAAGAAAACUUUAUUCACUUCUUCACCUUUACUUGAAAUCAGUUUAAUUCAUGCCAGAAAGAAACCCUGCAAAAGUAAGAGUACUCAAAAACCUGUAACUCAUCGACUCUUAGUGUAUUUCAAGUACUUCUUAAUGAGACUUUAUGAAUGUAACUGGGGAAAGCUUCCAUCAAGUAGGGAUUUCACACUAGUGAGUCAUGUUGGGAUAACUGAAAAAGCUGCUUUCAGGCCUUUAUUGCUUCCCAGCUUUGAAGCCUUAAAUAUGUAAAGGGUUCCCUUCCCUUUUCCUGUUAUGCCAUAACUGCCAUGUGGAGCCAGUAGGUUUGCAAAAUAUAUAUAGUGGAAAGC